UUGGUCAAGCUUGGGUUGUUGAAGUAAUAACUUCAUUUGUUGAGGCUGGCGGCUGGCGUUGAAAGUGAGACCAGCCGCUUUUGUUUCUUUUGAGUCUUCAGGAUGUUGGUAAGCUGCAAGCGGCCCGUCACAACAGAGGAAUUGCUGGAACCACUUUUCAAAAGGAGCCGCUUGCACGAUGUCUCGAUGGUUGGGCCUGACGAGCCUUCACCGGUUGCAGUUCAAGAGGCUUCGAGCUGCGACACCGACUUUGUAGAAGCAGCAGCAGAGGCUGUAGAAGAAGCAGAAUUACGUCGACCUGUUGAUUCGCAGGAUCAGCCUGCAUUGAAGCGACUUCGUGGUAUGAUCGAAGGAUCUAAUGCCUCGGCCUCGUCGUCUGAAGCCAAAGAGGCUUCUGUCAACCACUGGGCAGAAGCCCUGGUAAAGUCUCUUCACUGCUGUCCAUCCGUGGAGCAGGCUGUGCAGCGAUGUGGUGUGGCACUCACUGAAUUUGGAUCACAGGUUCGUUUGGCAGCCCUUCGCGAGGCGGAACAGACACGCGAAGAGAUGCGGCCCAACACGAUUGAGGCAACAUGCUCUCGUCUUCAGUCCACAAACAAGGUGCUCCUGAGAGCUGUCCAUCAUUUAGCAGAGCGUUGCCGUCGACUGGAAGGUAGCUCUGGUGAGGUUCAAUCCUUGAGGCAGGCUUUGGAGCAAUCCCAGGAAGCGCAGCGCAGGCUGCAGCACUCAAACCAAGUGCUUCAGGAGCACCUCAAGGUACACCUGAAUGCAUGCCAUUUAGCUGGAGAUUAGUGGCCGCAAGCCAGAUUUGACUCUCACACCCUCGCAAUGUAGGUAGACGUGGAC
Durusdinium trenchii is the source of this 846-nucleotide messenger RNA. The record is from the annotation of a GenBank genome assembly. Lineage: Eukaryota; Dinophyceae; Suessiales; Symbiodiniaceae.